CUCCUCCUAUGCACCUGGAGUUUGGCUCGCUACAGCAGGCAGGAAGGUGAUGUGGAUGAAAGGAUCAAGACUGCCAUUCACUUGUCACAAAGGACACUUUCUAUCAGCUAACUAGCAGUUGGCAUUGCCCAAUACUAGUAGUUUUAACCAACGGAUUCCAGCUAAACGAAACUGACUUUCACCAACUGGGAAGUUGGUUUUGUAAAUCCAUUUACAAAAUUACAGCCAAUUGCAUCAGGCUGCCAGAAAGAAUUUCAAGGAUCUGCAAGUUCCUUUUCUGAAGUCUUGUCAGUCUGGCGGCUAAGAUUGAAAAGAGUACUGGAAGAUGGAGGAUGAAGAUGGGUACAUGGCUAUAGAGCCAGCCACCCGGGACACGUACCCAAGACCACCUCUCAAGAAAACCAAAGAUCCAUCCUCCAAUCUUCUCUGGUGGAAAAUUGGUCUUGGCAUUUCACUGGCGGGAAUUGUUGCUUUGACACUGGCUUUGAUCAUUCUCACUCUUCCAGCUUCCCAAGGCUCUGUUCGAAGAAGCCAGGUGGCCUUGCCACAUCCCGUGAUCUACUCAGCACAACAAUGUGACUCCCUAAACAGUAGUGCGUUGGAACGUCUCUCCAAACUCCCAAGAUACGAUUCAUGCAAAGACACUUUUGCCUCAUGUUUGCGUGAACCUUCUGCCAUCUGCAUACAAGUGCCAAAGACCCCCAUCAUUGCAGCAGUCAAUGAAACGGCGUUCAUCCCCGUUGAUGUCAAAGUCCCAAAGACUGACUGGGAUUUUGUUGAAAUCCAGUGGCACCACAUCAAAGGAACGGGAGAUGACUUUAUCCUGAAACUUAACAUGAGGUCAUGCAGCCUAACCAGCAAGCCGCAGAAGUGGUGGCAGCGUUAUUGCCACCUCUUUUAUGAGGUGUUGCCGAAACAUCGGAGGAGAGUGUCAGUCAUGACGAACGCCUGGCUGGUCAUCUGCAACGUGCAACCAGAAGAUUCUGGGAGAUAUCAAAUCACAGUGAUAUCCAACAACAUGAAAGAUGCAUGUAGUUUUGUGAAUCUUUCAGUGGCUGGAGGUAAGAGGAGGCAGAGAGGUGUAUGGAGGUUUGGUACACUACAGCACAGACCUGUGCCUGGAAAAACACAGCACAAAACCAUCCUGGGUGAGCCCAGAAUUAAGUGGCAAAACUUUUUCCUGGUUUGCACCACUUCAGCCUGAAGGGUGGAGGGUGGGUAUUUGAAUUCUUCAUCACAUGGAGGUGGAAGGGAGAGAACCCUGAGCACAGAAAUUGAGCACCACCAGGAGAUUGUAAUUGUGCUAGUUUUCUAUGUGUGUCAGUUGUUGUUGUUUUGUAACAUCUUUAUUGAAAGCACAAAAAGUACAUAACUGUAUGUGCACCAAACAUGGUGAUACACAAACAAAAAGAGAAACAGAAACAGAACCCGUGCAGAAGGGAAAACAAAGGGGGGGAACCCCAAAAUUGUAUAUUUUACAAGGUUGUUAUUGUACUUCACCAGAUCUUAACCUAUUACAGUAUUGGUAAGAAGGGAUUCCAAAUAUCAUUGAAUUUGUCCAUGGGAAGUCUGCGUUUCUAUGCAAGUUGUUCGUAUGUUGCGAGUUUGUAUAAGUCUUCAAUCCAAUCGUAGAACGGAGACACAUUUUUUAUUUUUCCAUUUCAUCAGUAUCAGCCUUUUUCCUAUGGUAAGGGCACGGAGGGUCCACUCAUAUUGUCCUUUUGUAAAGUUCCAUGUGCUGGGUAUAUAAUUCAAGAGGAUAUUCUGCUCUGUAAAUGUAAGGUUGUUCUGUACAGUUCUGUUGAUGAUUUCAGUUACCUUCUACCAAAAUCUUUCAAUAUAGGACAAUGAAAAAAAACGUGUUUUAGAGAAGCAUUAUACCUAUUGCAUCUCCAACAGUUACAGUAGAUGUCUUAGAUCAGGCAUAGGCAACCUUGGCUCUCCAGAUGUUUUGGAACUACAAGCCCCAUGAUCCCUGACCACUGGCCCUGUUAGCUAGGGAUCAUGGGAGUUGUAGUUCCAAAACAUCUGGAGAGCCAAGGUUGCCUAUGCCUGCCUUAGAUAGCCCUUUUUAAAACAAACGUAAUAGGGUUCACAUAGGGACCCAGGUAGCGCUGUGGGUUAAACCACUGAGCCUAGGGCUUGCUGAUCAGAAGGUCGGCAGUUCAAAUCCCUGCAACGGGGUGAGCUCCCGUUGCUCGGUCCCAGCUCCUGCCCACCUAGCAGUUCGAAAGCACAUCAAAGUGCAAGUAGAUAAAUAGGGACCGCUCCGGCGGGAAAGUAAACGGUGUUUCCGUGCGCUGCUCUGGUUCACCAGAAGCAGCUUUGUCAUGCUGGCCACAUGACCCGGAAGCUGUCUGCGGACAAAACGCCAGCUCCCUUGGCCUAUAGAGCGAGAUGAGCGCUGCAACCCCAGGGUUGGACACGACUGGACCUGAUGGUCAGGGGCCCCUUUACCUUUAAUAGGGUUCACACAAACUGGUUCUUGGAGGCAAGGAGCGGGGAACCUCGGUGCCAGAAAGCAAUCAAGGUACACAAGCAUAGUGCGUUUACACAUCUGAGUAGCAGCUGGGGAGGGGACAGGCUUUUUUCCUCUUUUCGUCCUAGUGGUCUGUGGUGCAAUAUGAAAUCUGUUUUGCAUCUUACAGGGUAUCAUCUAAUUAAGUGUUCAUAACCUAUUCCUUUCUCUGCACUUACAAGAACAAAUGUAGAAUGUGAUAGUUCUGGUUCUGUGAUCAAAUGUACCAUGCCUUUGUAAACCCUAUAAAUAAGACCUUUUUUUGUUGCUGUUCUUUUGUAGCCUACAUAGAAUACAGCCACAGAUCUCAUGAACUGGGGGCAUGUAGCCUUGAAAAAGAUAUGGCAGAUUUAACAAAGUACAAAAUUCAGUACCAGAGUGCCAUCUAGAAUGGAACUGGUCUUUUGGGGAGCUUUGAGGAAGUCAUUUUGCAUUUCUUUUCCUCUAGAAAAGUGAAUAUAUAGAAGGCGCUGAACAUAUCCACUGCCAGCGCUUCCUGCUUCAAAUCUUAAGGCUGAUCUCUUGCGCUUGCAUGUUGAAAUUAGGGUUCAUGUUGAAAUAUGAAAAUGUUGAAAAUAGGGUUGCACCAUGUUCAUAGACUGCAAACGGGGCUCUCUCCUUUCUCAUGAUGUUUUCAGGGAGCCCUUGCAAGCUUUUCUUCCCAUCCAGCAUUGCUCUCACUCUAAAUGGACUUCAUGACAGUGCCAUGUAACGGUAUGAAGUUGGGCAGUGUGAUGGAAUUUGAAGCCAAAUCAGGGUGAUGACAAUCAUUCCAGCACCGUAAGGGAGGAAGGGAGAAUGGCUCUGAGCAGGAACGGGACAGUGUACUUGCACCUCUGCCUGAAACAUCUGAAGCAACUUUAUGUUGAGUCAGACCAUUGAUCCAUUUAGCUCAGCUUUGUCUACACUGACUAGAUAACAACACCUGUCCGAAAUCCUGGAGAUCUGCUGCCAGUCAGUGUAGAAAAUACUGAGCUAGAUGGGCCAAUGGUCUGGCUCUUAUCCUCCUCUGCUAUGCCCCUUUGACUCCAACCUUGUGAGUGAUGAUGUCCAUGUUUUUUUCUUUUUUCCCUUUCAAAUA
Zootoca vivipara (common lizard) is the source of this 3599-nucleotide messenger RNA. RefSeq lists its product as uncharacterized. NCBI's taxonomy places the organism in Eukaryota, Metazoa, Chordata, Lepidosauria, Squamata, Lacertidae. The record is from RefSeq and is a predicted model, not a curated record.